GGUCGGUUUGGCCACGCGGCUGCUGUGAUUGGUUAUUGUUGCCUUAAGGAACUAAAACUCUGCCCGUCAUCAAUGUUGUAGUUUUUGGUGUAAUCAUGGCGUCCCACUGCAGCCUCGUUACACUGUUUCCCAUUCAAAGUCAGCUCGAUUACGCUUUAGAUGAUGCCACAACACAACAAGAAAAGGAAGAUCUCGUCUACCAGUAUUUGAAAAAGAUAGACGAGAGGGAAGACCUGAAGAUACCGGAUUUUCAGCCAGGCUUAGAGUGGCUGAACACUACAGAGCCUCUGUCUUUGAGCAAGGAGCUGGCCGGCAAAGUGGUGCUGCUGGACUUCUUCACUUACUGCUGCAUCAACUGCAUGCACAUCCUCCCUGACCUGCACCAGCUGGAGAAGAGACACUCUGUUGAAGAUGGGUUGGUGAUUGUCGGUGUGCACUCUGCCAAAUUCCCCAAUGAAAAAGUCCUGGAUAACAUCCAGAGCGCCGUGCUCCGCUACGACAUCUGCCACCCAGUGGUCAAUGACAGCGAGGCGACUCUCUGGCACGAACUGGAGGUCUCCUGCUGGCCCACGCUGCUCCUGCUGGGGCCACGCGGCAACUUGCUCUUCUCCUUGGUGGGCGAAGGCCACAGCGAGCGGCUGACUCUUUUCGCCGACGGCGCACUCCGAUAUUAUAGGGAACAGCUGAAGACGCACUCAGUGGGGAUAAAACUGUACAGGGACUCGUUGCCUCCCAGCAUCCUUUCUUUUCCCGGGAAGGUGGCGGUGGACCAGGGCAACAAGAAGCUGGUGAUAGCAGACACGGGCCACCACAGAAUCCUGGUGGUUUCUUCCGCCACUGGAGAGCUUCUACAUGUUGUAGGAGGACCUGGAAGAGGCAGACAAGAUGGCAUCCUGUCCGAAGCUUCCUUCAACUCCCCACAGGGCGUCGCCAUCAAAGGAGACGCUGUGUAUGUGGCCGACACUGAAAAUCACCUGAUUCGACAGGUUGACCUAGUUCAGGGACGAGUCAGCACUCUCGCUGGCGUAGGGACACAGGGGACAGACAAAGAGGGCGGGGCUAUGGGACCCCAGCAGCCAAUCAGCUCUCCAUGGGACGUGACACUUGGGACUGCUGGCGGUGCUGAAGACAACGUACUGUGGAUAGCCAUGGCAGGGACCCAUCAGAUCUGGGCUUUGUUCCUGGAGGAUGGAAAGCUGCCCAAAGGAGGUGACUACAAGGCGGGAACGUGUGUGCGAUGGGCAGGCAGCGGCAGCGAGGAGAACCGUAACAACGCCUACCCUCACAAGGCGAGCUUCGCCCAGCCGUCAGGCUUGGCUCUGGCUGCAGAGGAGCCCUGGAGCUGCCUGUAUGUGGCCGACAGCGAAAGCAGCUCCAUCCGCACUCUGGCCCUGAAGGAUGGAGCCGUCAAGCAUCUGGUUGGAGGAGAGAGGGACCCGCUGAACCUUUUUGCUUUUGGGGACGUCGAUGGGAAGGGGGUGGAUGCCAAGUUGCAGCAUCCCCUCGGUGUGGCCUGGUCUGCCGAACAAAGCCGGCUCUAUGUGGCCGACUCCUACAACCACAAGAUCAAGGUGGUGGAUCCAAAGACGAAGCAGUGCACCACGUUAGCAGGGACAGGAGAAGCUGGAGAUACUCUGGGCCCCCAGUUCUCCAAAACCUGCUUCAACGAACCAGGAGGAAUCUGCAUCAGCGGGAACCUUCUUUACGUGGCCGACACCAACAACCAUAAAAUCAAAGUUCUCAACCUGGACUCCAACAGCGUCUCUCUGCUCCACAUCUCCACUGAGUGCACAGACUCAGCAUCUGUGAAGCCUUUGGGAGUCACCAAAGUCCCCACGCUGCCUAAAUCAGCUGCCAGGAAGGAUUUGCCUCCAGUUACGGCGUCGGCGGGCCAGACUGUCAUCCUGUCACUCACCAUGUCGCUUCCAGAAGGAGUGAAACUCACCAACGAGGCGCCCAGCUGCUGGGCACUCUCAGCUGAGGGUAACGAGUGGCUGCUGGAAAACCAGGUGGCGUCCGGCGGCAUCGUGGAUUUGACGCAGCCGCUCCGAGUGUCAGCCAAGCUUCCCGCCGCUGUGAAGGAGUCGGACGGAAACCCCAGCCUCAGGUUGAGCGUGUGGCUGUUUUACUGUUUGGAGGAAGGUAAAGCCUGCACUAUGAAAGCCGCCUCAUUCAGCCAGCCUCUCCAAAUAAACGCCAGUCCUGGAGACGGAGAGGUCACUGUGGCGUUCGCCCAUUCCUUCUAAAACCAGCCGCACAGCUCUCAGAUCAAACCCAUGUUAAGGUUUUGUUUACAGUUUUGAAAGAAGAAUGGUGAUUUUUAUUUUUCAGGCAAACAAACUGCUCAGAGUCUCCUAGGAGUAAACGUAAACCAAUUGCUCUGCAUUGAUAAUAUAGCCUGAGUUAACUGUAGCACAAUAUUUCAUGUUAGUAAUUGGAAAAUCUGUCAGAUUUGGAUGAAAUGUAUGCAUUUUCUAUCAUGUAUUUAGUAGGUGGGGGUAAAAUAAUAUUUUGCAUUUAAUCCAGAUGAUUUAUUUUGCCAAAAUUCAGAACCUUGUAAAGCAGCAUUUUUUUUUUUUUUUUACUCAAAUCCACUUCUAGAUGCUUCUGUUUCCAUAACAGAUCGAUUUACGUGUAAAUCUUGUGAAGAGAAUAUUUUGCAUAACUACAAAAAUGUAAUUACAGAGCAAUUUCUGAACCCAUUUCUCUCAAAACCCGAUCUGAUUUUUAUUUUUUGUCAGCUCUGUGACUAACUUUUCAGAAAAAAGGAAUAACAACAAAAGAGGGAUAUUUAAUCGAGCUGAGAUAUGAUUUGGUUUUAUUCUGCCUUUGACUGUGAGAGAACACCUUGUGAAUACUAAUAUGGAGAUAUGACCAUUUUUCUAAUGUGAAAAAAAAAAAAAAGAAAUUCAGGGCCUUUCAUCAGGGUGUUGGAACCAGAAAUAUCCACUGCACCUUUUAAUCUGAUCAAAAUGAAAGACCUGAACUUUAUGAACCCAUGAUGUAUUAAAAUUAUCUAUGCAGACUCACAUUUUAUUAUGUUAAGGGAGUCCAGUGUUAGAUUUUUAUUGUUUAAUGUAAUUAUAUUUGCAGUGCCAUGCAAAAGUAUUCACACCCUCUGAACAUUUUUCAUUUUUUGUCAUGUUGAGAUCACAAACUUCCCAUGUAGAAGGAAAAUGAUUUUUAAAAAAUAAAUAAAAACAGUUCUGGUAUGUGUUCAUGUUCAAUCUGAAGUCAGUAUUUCCUUUGUAAAAUAGUUCAGGCUCAGUCAGAUUGGAUGAAAUUGCAAUAUUUAAUAUCGGCCUCAGAUUCUCAAUUUUCUUCAAAUCUGGAUUCAAAAACUUUCCUUUUUCUCUUUUUGACCAAAUCACCUCUGUAUUUCCAAGAUUUAUUUGGCUGGGAGAAGGGAAGAAACAAAUUAUCUAUAAUUGUUGUUCUGCUUUAUUUUUAUGCAUCACAAGGAGAUUCUCUAAUUCAUAAAAUUCCCACAAAACAGAAUAAAGUUCUGUUUGUAAUUUCCUCCUGGGAGAUAAUCCUAUGAACUCUUUUUGCAGCCUCUAACAAAAUGUCUUCCAGUAUUGUUCUGUGUUUAGCGCCGUCCUUCUCUAUCAUUACUUGGAAACUAAAGAAUCCCCCUUACCAUAAUGCUGCCACUACUGUGUUUCACAUUAAUAGAAUACGUUACGGUUUGUUUUUAUGUGGCAAAACGUGAGAAAGUUCAUGUGGUGUGAAAUGCUUUAACAAUGCCCUGCGAGUGUUUGCUGCAGCUCUUCCUGCUGCGGUGCCUUCUAGCUGCAUGCUAACCUUGCGUCUGUAAAUAUUUAUCUUUUUAACGCCAUGCAUCGCCACAGAACAGCUCUCGGAGUCUGAAUGGUCACACUUGUCCGACGUCGGGAUUUGUGUGACUGAUAAAAACUUCUGCUUGUGAUUACCCGUGUCACGGGGGGCUCCUUUGAUUCGGACCGUUAAAAUCCAGCUGCUAUCUGAGUGAUGAAUAGAGUUCCUGUUUUCAAAAAGCUGAGGCAGCCCCUUGUGAACCGAUGACACCUCGAGUCUGCCGCCUGCUCCGCCACGCUGUGCGUUAUUAUACCAAGAAGACAAAGUCUAAUUCAAGUCAUCUGCUUCACAAAGGGAGCACGAUAUGAAAGAUAGACUCUAAUAAGGAGCCGCUGGAUCGCUCUCUGUUAUGCAAUAAGAUAUGAUAAUGUGGAUGCUGUUAUUUUGACCAUAUUGAUUCUCAAAGUUACGGUUUGCUGUCGGAAGCGGACCUCAGGGUGUUUUUUUAAUUUAUUUAUUUUGAUCCUCAUCGCCUCGCGUAGCGUUAUUGUCAGAAUCUGGUUCUGUUGUUCGGAUCGUUCGGCCCAAGUGCCUUCCAAAGGUCUAUCUGAUGACGCUUAAAUGUAUCUGAAGCAAUAACAAUAUACUGUAAUAGGAGAAAGUGCUUUAUUCCCACAUGUUAUUUAUUUGAAAUGAGCUGCUCGAGUUUUCUGAUCCGUUUUCCGGCUCUGUCCCUCCAGGAUAUUUUUUUAAUGAAUAGUAAUAGCUUCGAAUGGCUGUUGGUGAGAUUGUUUUCCAACUUUUUAGUCUCCUUUAAUGCAUUAAAUUGUCCACAUAUUAAAGCGAAAAAUACCUAAUAAAUAUGUUUAUAAACUCUG
Gambusia affinis (western mosquitofish) is the source of this 4655-nucleotide messenger RNA. RefSeq names its product NHL repeat containing 2 (gene nhlrc2). The record is from RefSeq and is a predicted model, not a curated record. Bases 96 to 2246 code for a protein of 716 amino acids. Gene Ontology annotation, molecular function: protein binding. Lineage: Eukaryota; Metazoa; Chordata; Actinopteri; Cyprinodontiformes; Poeciliidae. The transcript is spliced from 12 exons.